This is a messenger RNA of Phanerochaete carnosa HHB-10118-sp, 337 nucleotides long. RefSeq lists its product as uncharacterized. Bases 29 to 337 code for a protein of 102 amino acids. The transcript has a single exon. Lineage: Eukaryota; Fungi; Basidiomycota; Agaricomycetes; Polyporales; Phanerochaetaceae. The record is from RefSeq and is a predicted model, not a curated record.
AUCGGAAGUUCCGGAACUCUCAACCCCCAUGUCUGACCACGAGCACGAACACGGCGUUUCGAUGGACACGGAUGCCGAGAUGCACCAUGUAGAGGACUUCCAGGUCGCCUCGCCUGAUCCAGAAGCCACAGAGGAACGGCCAGCACCAGGCGUGCCAGAUGAAAACGUACCCGCGGAGAGAACGAAGCGGAAGCCCAAGCCCACUGAGCCGCUGGCACGCGAGCCGGGCAAGUCGCUCUUUCCUGUGUCGCGCAUGCAACGCGUACUCAAAGCAGAUAAGGCACGUCUGUUCCAUCAUGCUACCUUGAGGAAGGCUAAUGGCAGCGGCAAUGAGUAG